Messenger RNA from Emys orbicularis (European pond turtle), 3714 nucleotides. RefSeq names its product phosphorylase kinase regulatory subunit alpha 2 (gene PHKA2). Gene Ontology annotation, cellular component: phosphorylase kinase complex. Gene Ontology annotation, biological process: glycogen metabolic process. The coding region runs from base 1 to 3714 and encodes 1237 amino acids. The record is from RefSeq and is a predicted model, not a curated record. The transcript is spliced from 33 exons. Gene Ontology annotation, molecular function: calmodulin binding. NCBI's taxonomy places the organism in Eukaryota, Metazoa, Chordata, Testudines, Emydidae.
AUGAGAAGCAGAAGCAACUCUGGAGUCCGCUUGGAUGGCUAUGCCCGACUGGUUCAACAGACCAUUUUAUGUCACCAGAAUCCAGUUACUGGACUGCUUUCGGCCAGCACGGAGGAAAAGGAUGCUUGGGUCCGGGACAAUGUCUACAGCAUUCUGGCUGUGUGGGGUCUGGGAAUGGCUUAUCGGAAGAAUGCAGACCGGGAUGAGGAUAAGGCAAAAGCCUAUGAACUUGAGCAGAAUGUUGUGAAACUGAUGCGGGGACUUUUGCAAUGUAUGAUGAGACAGAUGGAUAAAGUAGAGAAGUUCAAAUACACACAGAGUACCAAGGACUGCUUGCAUGCCAAAUAUAAUUCAGCCACUUGUGCCACAGUAGUAGGAGAUGACCAGUGGGGACAUCUACAAGUAGAUGCAACUUCCCUUUACCUGCUCUUCCUAGCACAGAUGACUGCAUCAGGAUUGCAUAUUGUAUUCACCCUUGAUGAAGUUGCCUUUAUACAGAAUCUUGUUUUUUACAUAGAAGCUGCCUAUAAAGUUGCUGACUAUGGAAUAUGGGAACGUGGUGAUAAAACCAAUCAGGGCAUCCCUGAACUGAAUGCAAGCUCUAUAGGCAUGGCCAAGGCUGCCCUGGAAGCAAUUGAUGAACUAGACCUUUUUGGAGCCCAUGGGGGGUGCAAGUCUGUGAUUCACGUCCUUCCUGAUGAAGUUGAACAUUGCCAGUCUAUUCUAUACUCCAUGUUGCCAAGGGCAUCCACGUCAAAGGAGAUUGAUGCUGGACUCUUGUCCAUUAUUUCUUACCCAGCUUUUGCAGUGGAAGACGUGAACGUUGUUAAUGCAACCAAAAGUGAAAUCCUCACCAAAUUGCAAGGGCGUUAUGGCUGCUCUCGCUUCCUUCGAGAUGGAUAUAAAACACCAAGAGAGGAUCCAAACAGGUUACACUAUGAUCCUGCUGAGCUCAAACUGUUUGAGAAUAUAGAAUGUGAGUGGCCAGUAUUCUGGACGUACUUCCUAAUUGAUGGAGUGUUUAAUGGGGACAAAAUUCAGGUUCAAGAGUACAGAGAGGCCCUGGAGGGAAUAAUUAUUAGAGAAAAGAAUGGAAUUCUUCUGAUGCCAGAGUUGUAUGCUGUCCCUCCAGACAAGGUGGAUGAGGAGUAUGAAAAUCCUCACUCAGUGGAUCGUCUCCCAGGUGGAAAGUUGCCUCAUCUCUGGGGCCAGUCUUUAUACAUCCUCAGUUCCCUAUUAGCAGAGGGGUUUCUAGUUACUGGCGAAAUUGAUCCCUUACAUAGGAGAUUUUCAACUGCUUUUAAACCUGAUGUUGUGGUGCAAGUAACUGUCUUGGCAGAAUCAAAUGAAAUUAAGGAAAUCUUGAGACACCAUGAAAUCAGUGUUCAGAGCAUUACAGACAUCUAUCCAAUCCGAGUGCAGCCAGCACGGAUCCUGAGUCACCUUUAUGCCAAGCUUGGCCGAAACAAGAACAUGAACCUGAGUGGCCGGCCUUACCGACACAUUGGUGUGCUUGGAACAUCCAAACUGUAUGUGAUACGGAAUCAAAUAUUUACUUUUACCCCUCAGUUUACUGAUCAUCACCACUUCUACCUGGCUCUAGACAAUCGGAUGAUUGUGGAGAUGCUCAGAACAGAGCUGGCUUACCUCACCUCUUGCUGGAGGAUGACUGGAAGACCAACCCUCGCUUUUCCCAUCACCCACACCAUGCUCAUCGAUGAUGGCUCUGACAUUGAUCCAGCAGUGCUUGCAACCAUAAGAAAAUUAGACGAUGGGUAUUUUGGAGGGGCAAGGGUAAAGCUAGGCAAACUGUCAGAUUUUCUUACCACCUCGUUCUAUACGCAUCUGAGCUUCCUGGAUCCAGACUGUGACGGAAAACUGUUCGAUGAUUCUAAUGAUGGCUGUGAUAGUCCUGAAAGUGGAUAUGAAUUAGAAGUGUAUCCAGAUGAUUUAUUUGACAAAGAAAGCCAAGAUGAGCUGGACCAGUAUAUAAACGAUAUGCUGCAAAGCACAGCGCAUAAGUCCUACCUGCCUCCAACUUCAAAGGAUGCUAAUCAGCUUCAUAUGUUCAGUGCUGUUCACUCCAUGCGAGAGAUACUGUCAAUAAUGGCCAAGGCAAAGGGUUUGGAUGUUCCAUGCGCUUCGAUGACUCUUCCAACUAAAGUUUUGAACACUCACCGGAAAUCUCUGAAUCUCGUUGAUUCCCCACAUCCUCUUGAAGUGAAGGUUCCUGAAGCUGUUUUGCACUUACCCAAAGAUGAUCAUGGUGAUUUGGAUUGUGAGAAGUUAGUUGAACAGCUGAAGGAGUGCCCAACUCUACAUGAUCAAGCAGAUAUAUUAUACGUCUUGUAUGUAAUAAAAGGCCCAGACUGGGAUACAGAGCUGAAUGGCCAGUAUGGAGUCACCAUUCAUUGUCUGCUCAAUGAGCUCUACAGCAAGGCAGGCCAGAACCAAGAGUGGGGGUUAAUUCGUUACAUCUCUGGCAUACUCAAAAAGAGAGUGGAAGUUCUGGCUGAGGCAUGCACAGACCUUCUGUCACACCACAAGCAACUUACAGUGGGCCUGCCACCUGAGCCGCGUGAAAAAACUAUUACCGCCCCUCUGCCACCUGAAGAGUUGUCAAAGCUUAUUUAUGAAGCCAGUGGGCAAGACAUCAGUAUUGCAGUCCUUACCCAGGAGAUAGUGGUGUAUUUGGCUAUGUACGUCAGGUCACAGCCCAGCCUUUUUGCAGAGAUGCUCAGACUCCGCAUUGGACUAAUAAUUCAGGUGAUGGCUACUGAGCUGCUUCGCAGUUUGAACUGUUCAGGUGAAGAAGCCUCAGAAAGUUUAAUGAAUCUAAGCCCCUUUGAUAUGAAAAAUCUCCUGCACCAUAUUUUGAGUGGGAAAGAGUUUGGCGUUGAAAGAAGCAUGCGGCCUCUAGAUUCCUCUACCUCCAGCCCUGCAAUUUCUAUUCAUGAAGUGGGGCACACUGGAGCAACUAAAACAGAAAGAAGUGGCAUUACUAGACUGAAGAGUGAAAUGAAACAGAUGAAUAGGAGGUCAUCUGCUGAUGAAAAGUUCUUUUAUGGGGGCCAUUCCAUGUCCAGCAGCAUGCAUGCUUCCAGGUUCACGAGGGGCAGUAUUCCAUCAUCUCCCACUAGGACUUCAUCUCCUACAGGGUCUACUGGAAAUGACAUCAGCUGGGGUGAUCGCCAAGGGCAAUGGCUCCGCAGAAGAAGGCUUGAUGGUGCCAUUAACAGAGUUCCUGUAGGGUUCUAUCAAAAAGUAUGGAAAAUCCUUCAGAAGUGCCAUGGCCUGUCCAUUGAUGGCUAUGUCCUUCCUUCUUCAACUACAAGAGAGAUGACCCCUUGUGAAAUCAAGUUUGCUGUGCAUGUGGAGUCAGUGCUGAACCAUGUACCCCAGCCUGAAUACAGACAGCUGCUGGUGGAAGCUAUUCUUGUUCUCACACUGCUGUCGGACAUAGAGGUGACCAGCAUUGGGGGCAUAAUCCAUGUGGAUCGAAUAGUGCACGUAGCUAACGAUCUAUUUCUUCAGGAACAGAAAUCACUUGGAGGAAAUGAUGACUUCUUGGAGCGAGACCUCGCCACAGGAAUUUGCCACUUUUUCUAUGACAGUGCUCCAAGUGGGGCAUAUGGAACUAUGACAUACUUAACGAAAGCUGUAGCCACCUAUUUACAGGAUUUCCUGCCUAGCACAGGCUGCCUGAUGCAAUAG